UAAAUCAGCUACAGGGUAGUGCUGCUAGGUUGAGGAUCGCUGCAGAGUGGUUAGCCCUUUUUCCCCCGCCGUACAAAGGUACCUGUACUGCCCUUGACUACUGCAGUAUAGGAAGAGGAAGCCGCUGCCGGCGGAAAGAUGGCACAACAAGCCGGUGCCGGAGGUGGAGGUGGCCUAGAGAUGGUGGCACACAGCGGCGACCUGGAGCUGGAGCUGCCGCCGGUGAACUGGCCGCUACGGCAGGACUCGCUCUACCGCGACGCCACGAAGCCAGCCCACGCCGCCGGCCAUCACCAUGGACGGCAGGAGAGCUGGGCUCGGACGCUGCGGCUGGCAUUCCAGUGCGUGGGCAUCAUGUACGCCGACCUCGGCACGUCGCCGCUCUACGUCUACGCCAACACCUUCAAGUAUGGCGUCAAGCAUGAGGACGACGUCCUCGGCGUGCUGUCCAUCGUCAUCUACAGCUUCGUCCUCUUCACCAUGAUCAAGAUCGUCUUCAUCGCGCUCUACGCCAACGACGAGGGUGAUGGUGGAACGUUUGCUCUGUACUCGUUGAUCUCGCGGUACGCCAAGAUCUGCCUGAUCCCAAAUCAACAGGACGAGGACGAGCUCGUGCUAAGAUACAAGAAUCAAGCAAAGCCGUCAGCGACGCGAAGGAGAGCUCAGUGGAUGAAGAACCUCCUGGAGACGAGCAAGGCAGCAAAGGUUUUGCUCUUCUCCCUUACCAUCCUUGCCACUGCGCUGGCCAUCAGCGACUGCAUGCUAAACCCUCCAAUCUCAGUUCUAGCGGCGGUCAAUGGUCUCAAGUUGAAAGCACCUCAUCGUCUCACAAAAGAUGCUGAGGUAUGGAUCACAGUUGGGAUCCUAGUAGCUCUCUUUUCUGUCCAGCGCUUUGGGACAGACAAAAUUGGCUACACAUUUGCACCAGUCGUUACCGUGUGGCUUAUCCUCAUCGGAGGUAUUGGGAUCUACAACGUCAUCAUGUAUGAUAUUGGUACCUUGAGGGCUUUCAACCCGAAAUAUAUCGUCGACUAUUUUCAGAGGAAUAAAAAGAAAGGAUGGGUCUCAUUGGGUGAAAUUCUACUUUGCGUCACAGGCACAGAAGCUCUUUUUGCUGAUCUCGGGUACUUCAGCAUCAGAUCGAUCCAGCUGAGCUCCACCUUCGGCUUAUUACCAUCAGUAUUGCUCACCUAUAUUGGGCAAGCAGCAUACCUGAGGAAACACAUGGACAUGCCUGACAUAUCUAAUGUUUUCUUCAAUUCGGUUCCAAGCUCUUUGUUUUGGCCAACUUUCAUCCUCGCACUCAUUGCGUCAGUCAUUGGAAGUCAAGCUAUGAUCUCGUGUGCCUUCGCAACCAUGUCACAUUUACAAGCACUUAACUGUUUCCCACGGGUCAAGAUAUUGCGUACAUCAGGGCAUUAUUGGGGCCAAAUGUAUAUCCCUGAAGUAAACAUCUUCCUAUGCAUAUCUGCUUGCCUAGUGACAAUAAGCUUCAAGACAACUGGUUUCAUUGCAAGGGCACAUGAAAUUUGUGUGGUCCUUGUGAUGGUCAUCACAACAUUCUUGAUGACAAUAGUGAUGCUCCUUGUAUGGAAGGUAAACAUUUGGUGGAUUGUCAUCUUCUUCAUGGUCUUCAUGUCCACAGAAUUGGUCUACACAGCUGCAGUUCUAUAUAAGUUCAUCCAUGGGCCUUACCUGUCAUUAGCCAUGUCAGCAGUUCUUAUGACAAUUAUGAUUGUGUGGCACUAUGUGCAUGUGAAGCGUUACAAAUAUGAGCUUGAGCAUACUGUAUCACGUGAUAAGGUGAAGGAUAUCCUUGAGCAUCAGGAUCUAAAGAGGGUUCCAGGUUUUGGGCUCAUCUACACUGAGCUAGUGCAAGGCAUACCACCAAUAUUUCCUCACCUCAUAGAGAAAAUCCCUACCAUUCAUUCAGUGAUUGUCUUCAUCACUGUGAAGCAUUUGCCAAUUCCACAUGUCGAUGUCUCUGAGCGUUUCCUAUUCCGACAAGUAGAACCUAAAGAGCUCAUGGUGUUCCGUUGUGUGGCCCGAUAUGGGUACCUUGACACGCUUGAAAUGGCCACUGAAUUUGUCAAAAUCUUAGUUGAGUACCUCCAAUACUAUAUCAGGGACAUCAACCUCUAUGCAUUAGGUGAUCCAUUGAGGAUUAGCAAUUAUAGCACUCGAAUUGACAGUUUUUCUAGGGAGAAGCCCUCUGGACAUGCUAUCUAUGCCGAAGAAAUGCUUACACCGAUUCAGUCCUUUUCAGAGCUCACAAUGCAUCCAGUUGGUAUGAGCAAUAUCCUAACACAUCUCCAGACAGGAAAACUAAAUGUGGAGGAGAUGAUAAAGAUUGAAGAAGACCAAAACAUGGUCGAACGUGAGGUAGACAAUGGUGUAGUUUAUAUUCUUGGGGAGACUGAAGUUGUAGCCAAGCCGCACUCAAAUCUAUUAAAGAAGAUAAUCGUGAACUAUAUAUAUAGCUUCCUAAGGAAAAAUUCAAGGAAUGGUGAGAAGAUGCUAUCAAUUCCACGCGGCCAACUACUAAAGGUUGGGAUAACAUAUGAGAUAUAGGUCUUAAAUUAAGUAGUUACCAAUGAAAUAUUAUUAUUUGCCAUAUAAAUGUAAGUAUGCUCCAAGCAAUAGUUAUUAAAGAAAUAAGAGCUCAGAUUUGUGUGUGAGACAACUCUA
Messenger RNA from Sorghum bicolor (sorghum), 2688 nucleotides. RefSeq names its product probable potassium transporter 16. Gene Ontology annotation, molecular function: potassium ion transmembrane transporter activity. Gene Ontology annotation, biological process: potassium ion transmembrane transport. Gene Ontology annotation, cellular component: membrane. The record is from RefSeq and is a predicted model, not a curated record. Bases 139 to 2571 code for a protein of 810 amino acids. NCBI's taxonomy places the organism in Eukaryota, Viridiplantae, Streptophyta, Magnoliopsida, Poales, Poaceae. The transcript has 9 exons.